This is a messenger RNA of Suillus bovinus, 1214 nucleotides long. RefSeq names its product MRG-domain-containing protein. The coding region runs from base 56 to 1060 and encodes 334 amino acids. Gene Ontology annotation, biological process: regulation of DNA-templated transcription; chromatin organization. The record is from RefSeq and is a predicted model, not a curated record. The transcript has 6 exons. Gene Ontology annotation, cellular component: nucleus; NuA4 histone acetyltransferase complex; Rpd3S complex. Lineage: Eukaryota; Fungi; Basidiomycota; Agaricomycetes; Boletales; Suillaceae.
ACACCUGACCUUUCAAACCAACAAACCCUGAACGUACGAAAGUCCUGCGCAGCGAAUGUCUUUAUCUUUUGCAGUCGGCGAGCGCAUCUUAUGCUAUCAUGGGCCCCUCGUCUACGAGGCUAAAAUACUAAAAUCAGAGACAUGGGACGAAACCAACACCAAACUCCCCACAGUAGGCCCCCAUUUCUUCGUGCACUAUAAGGGAUGGAAGCAGACGUGGGAUGAAUGGGUGCCUAUCACACGGCUGCUCAAGUUCAAUGACACGAAUGUGCAGUUGCAGAAAGCACUGAUGGCACAGGCCAGCGCAGCUGCAUCUACCUCGGGGUCGUCCACAAAAGGGAAGGCCCAUGGCGGGGGUUUGAUGAAGGACGGUAGCUCCUCACGCGGUGGCGGGCUUGGGCGUAAGGAUGGUAGAGGAACAAAGAGAGGGAGAGAGGAGGACGAUAGCAGCAAGAAGCCAGAAAUGAAACUCAAUGUCCCAGAGGUGCUGAAAGUACUGCUUGUGGACGAUUGGGAGGCGAUCACAAAGAACAGCCAGCUAGUAUCCGUACCACGAAGGCCAACAGUCGUUGAGAUCCUCAAGGAGUUCAAAGAUUAUGUGAUAGGACUUGGAAAAAAUACAACGUCAGCUCCUCUAUCGGGAAUCUUCAGUAUUCUGCUAACUCGAGCGCCUUCCAGCCUUCGCGAGCCUGAACUCGUCCUGCCAACAAUAAUUUCAGGGCUCCAAGUCUACUUUGAUCGAUCGCUCGGCGCAAACCUUCUCUACCGUUUUGAGCGUCCACAGUAUGCCGAGAUCCGCAAACAGUAUGUCACGGGUCCCAAGGUGCAGGUUGGCCAGGAGAAAGACAUGAGCGCCAUAUAUGGAGCAGAACACUUGCUUAGGAUGCUUGUGAGUUUACCACAGAUGGUCGCCAGUUCCACGAUGGACGCGGAGAGCGUCGGACUAGUGAGGGAUUAUGUCAACGAGCUUUUAAUGUUUAUGAUGAAUGACCGCAGUCGGCUAUUUUUGAUAGAGUACGAAAGCUCAAGUCUGCAAUAUCAAAAUAUCUCUCGAUCAUAAUUCAUUGACGUUAUUCUUGUGUACAUGCCAUUACUCGCAAACUUAAUCACCUACGUCCGCCUUCGAUCAAAAUUUACGCCAACUGUGGGGUCUGCUAGUCCAACUAUAUCAGUCUGAUAAGCAGAAUACAAGGACUCGACGACAUUGACUAGCU